Messenger RNA from Durusdinium trenchii, 2652 nucleotides. Lineage: Eukaryota; Dinophyceae; Suessiales; Symbiodiniaceae. The record is from the annotation of a GenBank genome assembly.
AUGACAUGGGUCCAAACUUUACAGACUUUGAGGGGGUUUGGAGAAACUGAUGUACCAAGCAUUAUCCGCCGUUUCAACUCAGAUGUGCCCAAAGAGCACCAACUGCUGGGGCAAAAAGCGCAAUCAGUGAAGAACCUUCUUGAUAUCUUCCCUGCUUGUGCUUUGGAACUUGUCCGGGAGCAUGUCCAGCAAUGUGGCUGGUCUAGCUGCUGCUUCUCUGAUGAUUGCCUCAGCUCGAAGAAGGUGUUGCCAGGGUGGAAAUGGCGGAAUGGGUGCCAAGGUCAUUGGCCAGAGUGGAGCAAGGCCACGGAUCAUUCAUGCUUGUUGAUGCUGAAACGUGCCAUUGCCCAGUUCACCAGCACCGAUGAGGACAAGCGGAAAAAGUUGUCCCGUGGUGAGUUGGAAAAGCUGGCUGAACAGGCAGCCUUUGCAGCUGGCAUUGCUUUGACUAUGCAAAGUGAGGUGGCCAUCAGUGAUGAGGAAGUCAACAAGGCGUGGUUGGCUCCAUUUGCCGAGGGAGAGCUCUCCGUCUUGUUGGAGGUCCAGAGUGCAUUGCAGUCCAGGGAUGAGAAGCUAGUGCCACGUGGGAUCAAGAGUCUUGCUGAUUUGAUGGAUGCCCAUGCUCUCGCAGCUGGAAAGAAGCUGCCUGGAAAGUCUGUGGCAAUGACAGACUUGGAGUCUGAUGGAUUCAAAUUGCUCAAGCAGCAGAUUGAGUAUGACUUGCAGUGUUUGCGCGUGGCAAGAACUCGCCGUGCUACCCAUGAAGGAGCUGUGCACCAUCAGCUCUUGACACAUCGCAAGCAUGCACAUGAGGUCAGUUCAACCGCUGCAGACGCUUUCUUCCAGACCAAUGUGAAGGUUCUAUGUUCCACCAAGGCUGCUGAGGUUGCGCAGGCUUUCCAGCAGUUUGAGAAGCAGUUUUGCAGCAGCUAUGCGCUGGACCAGGACAAUACAGCCUGUGUUUGCUUGGUCAAUUGGUCUGCAGCCUGCAGCCUGAAGAAUGCUGCGCAGCAAUGUGGAACUCAGGCGCUUGGAGUGCUUCUCAACCAGUCCAACCGCCGUGUGGGUCUUAUUCUUCUACCAGAAUUUACCUACAAACGUGGACAACUUUACCUACAGGAGGUGGCAACCUUGCAGCUGCUGUCAGGGGCAAGCCUGAACAUUGACCGCACGUUCUCUUUGUGCUUUGAGAGUAGGAAGGAUGCGAGGGAUUCCAGACCUUUGGUGUACAGAGGCCGUGUGGCAUGUGGCAUCAGCACGGAUGAGAAAGAGUGGAUUUGGAGGCAUGCAAGCGUUGUCAAGGAAGGCAGGACACAGCCAGCAGAGCAGCUGGCAUCUUCGAGCAUGGUGCGCAUAGAAGACCCUGAUCCAACAGCGCUGCCAACAACGACAGACUAUGAUGGAUUGGUGAGCGGGGCUCGGAAAUAUGAGCAAAUUGGCUUGUCUGCUUUCAGCAAAUUGCUGGACAGUUGCCUUGACAAUGUGACCUUGCAAGGCAAGACUGGUGUGAUCAUCUGUGACCUCAACCUUGGUGUGGGAGACUCAUUCAAUGCCUGGUUGCAAAAACGUGGUUCCUUGACUGUGCCCUCAGCCUUCUUUGGUCUGACAGAUGAGGGUGUGAACUAUGAAUGGUUUGUCCAGGCAAAGAAGGAGGAGGUCACCCGGCAACACUUGGACGGGUCUUUGAUCAUUCCAGGCUGCCAACGUGUGCCUUUGGAACUACCCAAAGAGCAUGUGAAUGAGCCUCCUCUUGCUCCAAAGCUCAAGGUGCUGGUUGCGAGUGGCCCAGAUGGCUUGUACCCAAAGUUUGGCGAUGCAAUGGUCAAGGAGUGGGGCUCGCACCCAACUUUUGGAAGUGAGUUCUGUGACCUCAUGAACGCAGUGGUCGAGGAGUUUGGCCCAGAGCCUGUGGCAGAGAAUGGCAAGAACAAGCGGAAGGUUGAGGAAGACACUUCUGCUCCAGGCUCCAAGAGGACCCGUGCUGUUCCACCAAAGGUAGAUGCCCUGAACACAGUGAAGCUUGAGGACAUGGGGACGGAUCCAGUGUUGCUUGAGAUCCACCUGACCAAUCUCAAGAGCCCGGGUGCCUUUGUGGAGGUCCGCCAUUCAGCUGAGAAAACCAUUUGGCUUGUGAACAAGGGCAACUCAGAGUUGAAGUUGGCCAAGGGCUUCAUCUUGGCUGGGUUCGGGAAGGGUUCCUACAAGCAAAAGGCACCAGAGGAACCUAGGGAACUUCUCUAUGAUUUGACUUCCUUGCCUGAAGUGAUGUUCAGCUCCGUGGUCAAGCCAAUUCAAGACGUUGUGAAUGCCAAGCGCAUCAAAUCUCCAAGCUGCAAGAUUUGCUACCAUGAUCUGGUUGAGAGCCCAACUGCCGACAAUCCUGGCAUGUGGAAGCUCCAGCGCAACUUGGACAUCACCUUUGUUCCAGAGCCUGUUGUGAAGAAGGAGGUGAAGACUGAAGACAGUGAGGUGGCAGCAAGCGCCAAGCAGGCUGAAUGUGCUGCCUUGUUUCCUGCAAGCAUGUGGCGCAAGAAGCACUGCGCAGUAGUUUGGUCAGUGAACUGGGCCACCACUGGUCUCAUGCCAGUGCGUCCACAGGUCGUGGUCACCCAAGCCAUUGCUGUCCCUGCCCACUCAGCUGUGAAGCUGUGA